AUGAGCGUUGUUGUACCAAAGCAGCCAGAUCCGGCAGAGAACUGGGACGAGGACUUCGAGUUCCACGCCGGCGCAGCAGCACAGCGCGCGCUCCAUCACGAUAAAGACGACGACAUGCGAAACCCAGCAACCCCGACGAACGCGAUGCCCUCUCCGCCCACGACUCCCCUCCGCGAAACACAGAACACCCUCCACAACUGGGCUGAACCCGGUCCCUCCACUCCUUUGCGCCGCCUCCAGCACACUGAGAAUUGGGACGACGAUUUCCAGGAUGCCGACUCCCCCGGUCCCUCUCGUCGCGGCACCCGCCCCCCGCCAGCCACACGCGUGAACGGCUCCGGCUCCCCCAUCGAGAACUGGGACGACGAAUUCGAGGACAAGUCCGACAAGGGCCCAUCCCCUCGGAAGCGCACCCCUCGAAAGCGACAAUCCUGGUCCGACGAAGAGGAGGACUACGGCUUUGCGGAUCGGGAGGACGACCGGACGGUGACCUCGCGCCGCGUCGCAGGUGUGCCCUUCAUCCUCUCCAGCGACGUCCCCCCCGUGCCCCCACUCCCGUCUCCCUUCCCGCGCUCCCCCACCGCCUCCGUUUUCUCCGUCCCCGUUUCCUCCAACGGCCGCGAGUCCUCCGCCGGCUAUUCUUACUCAUCCACCGCCCACUUGGCACUUCGACCCACCGUCUCCGGGAACUCCGCUAUAGCCGCCCGGCUCGCCCUCCUCCCACCCAGUCCUCCUCACCGUGAGCGCCGCCGGCUGCGGAAGAAGUCUCGACCUCCGCACCAGUUGGAAGAGGAGGGCAUAUUCGAGCUCGACGACCGCGCCGAGCUUGUAGAGCAAGCCCGCCCCGUCACUCCCGAGACCAAUGGAAGGCGUCGCGAGCCGCCCCCCAUCCCGCCCGACGACCCUCCGCAAGACGUCGGGAAUACGUCGACGACCCGCACCCCGCUUCUCUCUCGUAUCGGCUCCGUUGGCAAGAAGUGGAGCGCGCGCAAGAAGCGUGUCAGCAACGGGCCCUCGGAUAUCGCGCUCCGGGAGCGCAACGAAGGACCGUCGUCGCGCGAACGCGGCACAAACACCGACAGCGGCGGCUCGCGCCCGACGAGCUUCAUGGCGUCGAGCUCCCCCGGGCACGGUGGCGCCAAGGGCUGGUUUUUUCGCGGUGGUGGCAGCGGUCAGGGGCCAGGUUCGUCACCGGGACGCGAGUCGGCGCUGAAGCACGAGAAGAGCGUCGAAAGGCUCCUCCACCUCAUGGGCGUCGAGCGCGGCCGUGAGCGGGAACCGCCCGGCUCCCCGUCCUCCAUCGACCGCAAGGGCAAGAUGCGCGGGCACUACGGCGACAGCUCCUCUGCGCUCCCCGCCGAUCUCGAAGCCGCCGUCGACGGGAGCAAGGCCCCAGAUUCCGCGCUCUUUGGAGGCACUCCCAAACGGCCGCAGUCGAUGCAGGUCUCUGUGUCAAACUCCUCGUCAAAUUCGGGUUCAGGCUGGCCUCACAAGCCGCCGAGCAACCCGCGCCACGUUUCGUACUCUGAGAACCGCCCUCCUCGACGACCGGUUACGCCCAGCAGUCGCGCCAGCUCGAAAGGACGAUCCGCAUCCGCGAGCGUUGAGGACGUCCGGCGCACCAAGAAGAGUUCGACGACUUCAGGUCGCGACGUCUCCCGGGAGGUUUCUGUCGAGCGGUCGAACAACGGCCAUCCGGAUGGGGAAUCGAAGGGCGGAAGACGGUUCAUGGGGAACAUCCGCCGUAUCAGUCUUGGGGGUAAGCACAAGCGCAACAAGAGCAUCGCGGCGGAGGCUACGAAACCCGCGUUGCUCGCCGCGGCGAUCAUUCAUGACUCUGAGACGCAGGACCAGAGCACGCCCCGGCCACCAUCGCGUACAAUCCGGUCGUCGAUCGACGUUCCCCUCUUGCCACCCAUCGAACUGCAGCCCCCAUCGCCCCCACAUAGACCGGGCGAACGCAAGGUUCCCCGCCCGCUCGAAGCCACUCCGACGCGAAUGUCCGUCGAACGUUCGAUUGAGCCAUCGCGCUCGCACCCCACGCUCAACCCGCGGUCAUCACAAGCCUUGUCGUCGACCUCGCAGGAGACGGCGCUCCCUUCCAUCCCCUCCCCACUCCCUUCUCCCACACGCACGCGGCCAUCGACUUCUCCCGUCCAAACCGCGUCCCUCGGUCGCACAGCGCAACCACCGAAGACGACCGAGACGCCGAUUAACUCCGCGUUCCCGCGACGGAACUCGCUCGGCGACCUCAAGAUCCCAGCGCGGAUCAGUCAAGCUCAGGUUGGAUUGCGAAGAGACCUUAGCAUGGUGCGAGACUUCGCGACGAGCGUAGAUCAGCUCAAGCAGUUGCAGCUCACCUACACGCUGCUUGCCGGCCAAGUGCGCGCCAUAUGCCAUGAAGCUACCGAGUCACAGUCCCGUCCAGUGUCUCCUAGCCCCAUGCAUCACUUCCCGCGUCCCUCUUCGCGCCUCCGCUCAUACACCAGCCCAACAGCGGUCCACGCGAUGUCUCGCAGUCAGCUCAACACCGCGUUCCUGCUGCUCGAAGCCAAGUAUCGCCUCUCAUGGGAGUGCGCGGAGCUGCUGAUCGAUCUCGGCGGAGGCGCGCCCACGCAACCUCAAACCUCCCCUCCUCCAUCCAGCCACUCCGUCCCUGCAGUCCCUUCCAUUCCAGAGGGCAAGAAGGGCCGCGAACGCGCCAUCACGCUCGGAGGCGACGAGUCGAAACCAUCUCUCCCCGGGACGCCGCAGGGCGUUUCGCCUCCACUCGCCAGUCCUCCUUCGCAAUGGCGCGCCUCAACCGGGCGUCAUGAUCUCUCUCAGCGUCAACUCCACCUCCUCCGUGAGAUGCUCAACAACCCCGACCCGUCGAUGACGAUGACGAUGGAGCCGAACAUCCCGGAAGAGGAUAUCAACCGCAACUGGCGGUGGGGCGACGCGAUGAAUAGUACCAUCACCUUACCCAGCGAAGAGUCUGCGGGCGGCACGGGCCAGCCAUCGCCGUCGAAGAAGCGUCGGACGAGUCGCCUCGGGAUGCGGCACAUCCGGGACAUGCUCCGCUCGCUGAAGAAGACACAAGGUCAAGGGAUCGUGAUGCCUCGCCUCACACCCUCCUCGUCAACGUCAGUCUCGGCAAGUACGGACUCGUCACUCAACCUUCCGCGCGAGACGAGGCCACAAUCCGUCAUCCACCGGCGACGGGCGAAGACGAGCACAGGCCCCGCCUCGCUCCCCCGCGACGUCCAUCCGAACUCGCCAUACGCGACCACCUCCGCGCUCUCGCACAAGGCGUCCCCGCGGCGGCCGUCGCUCGCCAGCAUCUUCCGUCUCGGACAGAAGUCGAAGUCGCCAACACCAGCGACCGGUCCGUCCGUCGACGAUCUGUCUUCCACGACCACGUCUGGCGGAGGGAUGACGAUGAGUGGGACCAGCCUCGGCGAGGACUGGGAUCACAUUGACUCGGCCUCGGAACUCGACCACGCUGCUCGCUCUUUCGGUCUCUCCGUGGACGGGACGGCAACAGUUCGCGGAAAGAAGGGCAAGUCGCCUUACUUAUUUGGGGGUGGGUCCGCGUCGUCGCACCGCGCGCUCCCCGAGGCGUCGUUGUCGUCGCUCUUCAGCCCCACCACGAGCGGAGGUGGGGGCGAGUCACCAAAGAAGCCCGCGUCAGCGAUCCCCCCGUCGACUCUUCAAGCGUACCAACGGUCUAUCAAACUCUCGGACGUUCGCGAAGUUGACACAGGCGACGAAGGCGCAGGGGGCCAUGCGCCCCGCGCGCUGUCGCGGACGAAGAAUCGACAGUCUGCCCCAAGUCCGUCGCCGCGACCAUCAUCUUCACGGGGGAAGAAGACGAAGGACUACUCGGGCUCUGUGCGGUCCGCGCCGCCGCAGCCUCGGGGCCCGGGGGCGAGCCCAGACGUGAGCACGAGCGUACUGCCUGCGGUAGACAUCAAGCUGGCGAUGGCUCCGGAGAACAUCAAGCCGCUGCUGGAGAACGCGAAGGAGGUACACGUGCGGUGUGCGGAGUGUAUCGCGGAGCUCGAGGCGCUCCUCGGGAGCGGGGUGGGCGUGAGCCCGGCGUAG
Molecule: messenger RNA, 4086 nt
Organism: Epithele typhae
Lineage: Eukaryota; Fungi; Basidiomycota; Agaricomycetes; Polyporales; Epitheliaceae
Exons: 3
Coding region: 1-4086 (1361 amino acids)
Source: RefSeq, a predicted model, not a curated record